CGUACAGAGUUGGUUGGUAAACUUCCAAUAGCGCGAGCAAAAACCAAAGAGCAACGUUUAUGGAAAAAGUAGUAAAAUUUAGAUUUUGCAAAUUAAACUUCAAAUGCAAAGAAAAGUGAAGUGCUGGGAAAAAGUGUGCGAUAAAACUAAUUUUUGGCGUGAAUUUCGAACGAAACGAAACAGUAUUAAUAUGAAAAGCGUGAUUUGAUUCGAAUAUAAUUAAAAAAUUCUUACUAAAUAAGAGAAAAUUCGAAAUUGUGCGUCAAAUAAGCAAAGAAUAUUGGUUUCUUUCAAGAUAUGCACAUUUUUCGUCAGGAAGAAAGAAGAAAUUUGAAAGUAAAAUAAUCUUUUAAAUCUACCAACGCUUCAAUUCCGGGCAGUAAAUUUUUAUCUACAGCUGAUAAAACUUAUUUGCUUUUGUACGUAAAAACAACACCAACUCGUCAGUGCUGGUUGAGCUUGUAGACAGCACGAAAAGCCGCUAACAUGCCGACUGAAAGAGAACGCCUGGAAGAAUAUAGUAAAUUUGCGCCACACAAGCACAAAUAUGAGAUUCUCCCGUUGACCGAUAAGGCUCGUGAACAAACACAACAUUAUCAGCACGAACAAGCGGUACUACAGCUACAACAACAUAAUCACCUCAAUCAUCAUCAUCAUCCUCAUCAUCAGCAGCUGCUGCAACAACAAUACUUUCCGCAAAGGCGUCGCUCACGUCUCUCAUCGAUCGCUUCAUAUUUGUCAGCGGUGCCGGAUGAAAAUGCUGCAAUUCGUGGCGUUUUCCAUCAGGUUCUAUCCACCUGCGCCGUUUUGCUGCUCUCAGCCGCGUGUGGCAUGCCCAUCGGCUAUUCGGCUGUUCUGUUGCCACAAUUAUCGGAUGUGAAUUCGACCACAGCGGAGAUUGCCAUUAAUAUGGAAAUGGGCUCAUGGAUUGCAAGCGUUCAUAGCUUAGCAACACCUGUAGGCUCGCUAAUCUCGGGCCCUUUGGCUGAUUUUGUUGGUCGCCGCUCCACUAUGCUGUUGUCGAUUAUUCCUUUGUGCAUGGGCUGGUGUACGCUCGCUCUGAGCCGUUCCUUUUCAGUGGUCAUAAUUGGACGUCUGUUGUGCGGUUUUUCUACCGGACUACUUGGUGGACCAGGGCAGGUCUAUAUUGCCGAAACAGCCGAGCCCAAUCUUCGCAGUAUUCUUAUUGGCGCUCCCUAUGUCUCCUACUCCCUGGGCAUACUCAUCAUUUAUUCACUCGGCUCCGCAUUACAUUGGCGUCACGUGGCCUGGUGCGCCAACAUUCUGCCACUCUUCGCAGCCAUUGCUCUCUUCUGCAUUCCUGAAACGCCCGCUUGGCUAAUGCGUAACAAUAAGCUGGCCAAAGCGCAAAAGGCGCUCACUUUCCUGCGCGGCAGUGAGAUCAUCGCACGCAAGGAGCUGAACGAUAUGACCGAGCGAUUGAACAAGGAGCGCGCCACUACUAAAACGAACGAGAACAUCUUCAAAUUGUGCACCGAACGCUGUGCCAUCAAACCGCUCUUCAUCGUAAUCACCUUCUCGCUGCUGCAAAUGUUAUCCGGCUCGUUCAUUGUCAUCUUCUAUGCCAUCGAUAUUAUUGCCGAUUUUGGCGCCGACAUUGAUACCAAAUCGGCUGCCAUUUGGACGGCGGCGGUGCGCAUGUGCUGUUCACUCAUUUUCUGCGUAAUUUUGUUAUUCGUGCGACGUCGUCGCAUCUUGACAAUCUCGAGUAUCGGUUCGGGCGUUAGCUGUUUGAUUUUGAGUGUGUAUAUGUAUACGCGCGUGGGCAUGGCGAAGAGUGGUGCAGAUGUGCUCGUAGCGGCGGGUUGCCUCUUCGCCUACAUCGCCUUCAAUACGCCACUGAUGGUGAUGCCGGGCAUAAUGAUUGGUGAACUCUUUCCGGCACGCAUCCGAGGACGUACAGCGGGCGGUGUGUUUGCCGCAAUGAAUGUGGGCCUCUUCGGGUUGACAAAAGUUUUCCCAUAUGUGCAGUCAAUUCUAAAAAUGCGCGGCGUUUUCAUGAUCUUCUCAAUCGCCAGUUUUGUGGUGACGAUCUUCAUGGGCUUCUUUCAGCCCGAAACGAAGGGACGUUCCCUGGAUCAUAUUGAGGAUUAUUUCAAUGAGAAUAAUUGGUUGUGGUUCAAACGAGAUAAGCGGUACAAGCAGGUGGCCAUGAUGGAGAAGGCAGCGAAAGCCGGUUUAAAGGGUGAGGCAAAAGCGUAAGGGAUAAACAUAAAGGGGCAGUUGUAUAUAUCUAAAAAUGUGUACGCAUUAAAAACUGCAUUAAGAAAUCGUGUAUAAGUAGUAAAUUGCCGAAAGGACUAUGAUAAAGUAGUGAUAAGCAAAAAACAAAAGCAGAACACACCAAAAAAUAGCUUUGCUCAUCAAAGAAAAUGAGAAACUCACCAGGGGUUUAAUAAUUCUAAAUAAAAGACUAACUUUCCAAAAAAAGACAGCCUAUCUACGAGUAUUGAUUAAUAAAUAGUAAUGAAAAGUAAUCGUGGUUAUUUAGUAGUAAGUUUCAGAAUAAACUAAAUAGAAUAAAGAAUAUCUAUAAAAUCCAGAAAUGCCAUAAACUGUGAAACUGAUUUGCAUUUACAUUUUUUCAUUGAAAAAAAUAUACUCCAAACUAAGUAAAACGAAAAAUUAUCUCAAACAAAUGUAAGUUAUUGGUUAAGUCGCUGAAUUACCUCGUACAUUUUGCAUUAUGCGUAAUAAUAGGUCUGUUCAUGAAGCAAACAGAUUAUCACGUUUUGGUGUUCAUGUACCCAAAAAACUUGCAAAGUAGGGGAAAGUAAGAGAGCAAAAUGGCAUUUCCUUUUGGGGGAAAGUUGCAAGUUUUUAUUGCUGAUCGCAAAGUACAGCUGAUCGCAAAGUGAAAAUAGACGCGAAUUCAAAUUGGCGAAUUGCAGUUGUUAAUGGAAUUUUCUUCAUCUGACAGUGGUGAUGAAAUG
Messenger RNA from Anastrepha obliqua, 2954 nucleotides. RefSeq names its product facilitated trehalose transporter Tret1 (gene pippin). The transcript has 5 exons. Gene Ontology annotation, molecular function: sugar transmembrane transporter activity. Lineage: Eukaryota; Metazoa; Arthropoda; Insecta; Diptera; Tephritidae. Gene Ontology annotation, cellular component: membrane. Gene Ontology annotation, biological process: transmembrane transport; carbohydrate transport. Bases 487 to 2223 code for a protein of 578 amino acids. The record is from RefSeq and is a predicted model, not a curated record.